This is a messenger RNA of Harpegnathos saltator (Jerdon's jumping ant), 1506 nucleotides long. Its product is annotated as pancreatic triacylglycerol lipase. The record is from RefSeq and is a predicted model, not a curated record. Lineage: Eukaryota; Metazoa; Arthropoda; Insecta; Hymenoptera; Formicidae. Gene Ontology annotation, molecular function: lipase activity; serine hydrolase activity. Gene Ontology annotation, biological process: lipid catabolic process. Bases 1 to 1053 code for a protein of 350 amino acids. The transcript is spliced from 4 exons.
AUGGAGGCUCGUGUUUUGAUUAGCUUCUUGCUCUGCUUCAGCAUCUGCUGCGUGGCCGGACGCCCGGCGAAGAAGAAUACGCUUGCUAACGCUCUCUUUAGUGCGUUCGAUUAUGAUUUGAUUGAAAAGUUGCAACCACAUGUAUACGACAAUGACAACAAUUUAGUCAAAUUGACGCUCGAGGACCACGGCGAGAUUGAAGGGUUAACAGACGAUGACAUGGACAAAAAUGUCUUCUUCUAUCUGUACACAUGGAAAAAUCCCACCCAUCCUCAAAUGCUCUACGUCAACGACGAGGAGAUUCUGAAGAACAGCUUCUUCGAUCCGAAGAAACCGACGCGUUUUGUCACUCACGGAUGGAUGAAUUCUUACGAGAGCGAUGCAUGCACUUUGGUGCGCGAUGCUUACUUGAAACACGACGACUACAACGUCAUCGUGAUCGACUGGAGCAACAUCAGCAUGAAGCUGUACAUCUGGGCUAGCAGUCAUGUGGAAGCGGUCGGGAAAUUUGUCGCUUCUAUGAUCAGAUUUCUUGAGAAACAUGGAAUGGAUACGUCCCAGGCUACAAUGGUCGGACACUCGCUUGGCGCCCACGUAGUCGGAAUAGCCGCGCACAAUUCCAACGGCCGAGUCAAUUACGUCGUCGGACUGGACCCAGCCCUGCCCGGUUUCCUCUUGGCUGGCCCCGGGUCCAGGAUAUCGAAGAACGACGCGAGUCAUGUCGAGAUCAUCCACACUAACGGUGGUCUUCUCGGUUUCAUGUCUGACAUCGGCCAUUCCGACUUCUAUCCUAACGGGGGAAGCAGCCAGAAAGGCUGUGGCUUGGACGUCGGCGGCGCGUGUUCUCAUUCACGCUCGUACAUGUUCUUUGCCGAGUCCGUCAACAGCCCGGUAGGUUUCGUCGGCACCCAGUGUGAUUCCUUCUUGUCUUACAUGCUGGGCUGGUGCGACAAGCAGCCGAAAUCUAUAAUGGGCGGUCCCAAGACGGCCUUCAACGACGGCAUCUAUUACUUGAUGACGAAAUCGUCGUCGCCAUUCGCGAAGGGGAAGUAACUCACGGGCAAUUCUGCGAUCUGAGGAAAACGGCUCUAGGUAGUUCGCGCUCAUCUUCACGUCCGUCGCGAACGUUUGCGCCUCCUGCACUCGGACUUUCACCGCGGCAACGGGAAAGAUCCGCGCCGGGCUAAACUCUCUUCUCCCGGCGAUCGAUUGGUCGCGUUUGGGCGCGGUACGUAAUUUUCUUUUCUUUCGCAGCGGACGUCGCAAACUUCUUCCUCGUCGCACGCGGCUCUCGCUCCGGAUGUUUUCGCACUGUCUGAAUCCACGGAAGUAGCCCGAUUGCAGCUUAUUGCAGCUGACCGGAUACGCGAAACGUGUCUCGCGCGAAAGACUCUUUUCUCGUUUUUCCUCGUCGCCGAGCCAAUUCUCCGCGCGCGGCGCGGCGCGUAAACGCGAGCGCGCGAGACGCACUCCGCGAGAGCGUCUCGCACGAUAUGCAAAACGCAU